UUCGUUACUUCAGCUAUACUUACAGUCUUCAGUUUUAAGCAUCUUGUACCUGUAUGCGAUGCCCUUCCACGGACCAAUAUUCAAGACAAAAAUGCCACACUAUAUAAUGCGUGGGGAAUUGCGUACACCAAAUCCACCGGAGGACUAUUGCCGCAAAAAACUCUGUCCGCCAGAUGUGAACCACAUCGCCUGCGAUAUUCCGUUUUGGGGACCACGAUGUACGAAACCACGAGAUGGCGUUAACAUGGAAAAAUUAAAAAUAAUAAUCGUCGAUCAUCACAAUAAUCUACGGGAUCGUUUAUCAAGAGCGCCGUUCUUGAAAAAUUUACCACCAGCCAAGGCCUUGCCCAAGAUAUACUGGGAUCAUGAGCUCUCCAUUCUGGCGAUGCGUGUUACCAACUUCUGCAAUGACGACAAAGUCAGUGAGUGUGUGAACACGGCACGUUUCUUGAACGUGGCCAGGAGUUCAUUCAAAUCAGAUGAUCUCCCUGCACAUUAUACUCCGUUCACCUUUACGCUUUUUGCAAUUGAAAAAGUAUGGUUUAGUCAUUCUGAAAAUGUAGACGAAAAGUUUGUAUAUAGUUUUCCGUCGAAUGCUUCAAGAAAAGAUUAUGAAUUGGCAAAUAUAAUUAAUCACAAAGUUAAUUAUGUCGGCUGUGGCAUAUUAAUUCAAGGUCCUGGCCACAAAAGGAUAUUUUAUAUAACCUGUCUGUACAAUGAAAAAGCCAAACCUGGAGAAAAACUUUACGAACUUCAAGAAUUGAAACCAAAAAUUGCUAUUAUAAGUGAGAAAUAAAAACAGGUUGGUUAACAAAUAGCCCCGAAAAAUACA
Drosophila innubila is the source of this 832-nucleotide messenger RNA. Its product is annotated as venom allergen 3-like. The record is from RefSeq and is a predicted model, not a curated record. The transcript is spliced from 2 exons. Lineage: Eukaryota; Metazoa; Arthropoda; Insecta; Diptera; Drosophilidae. The coding region runs from base 59 to 796 and encodes 245 amino acids.